Molecule: messenger RNA, 3324 nt
Organism: Mixia osmundae IAM 14324
Lineage: Eukaryota; Fungi; Basidiomycota; Mixiomycetes; Mixiales; Mixiaceae
Exons: 4
Coding region: 1-3324 (1107 amino acids)
Biological process (GO): negative regulation of glycogen biosynthetic process; intracellular signal transduction; protein phosphorylation
Cellular component (GO): cytosol; cytoplasm; nucleus
Molecular function (GO): protein serine/threonine kinase activity; ATP binding
Source: RefSeq, a predicted model, not a curated record
AUGGCGCCGCAUUCGCCCACACAGUCUGAAGGCGGCGAUUCAUCGCAGACAUCGCCGAGCUCGGACACGAGCGCUCGUCAGGCACGCAGAGAAUCGGAUCCCGCGCGAGAAGCAAGCGCUUCGCAGGAGAGGUCAUGGCUGCCUCAGCUCUCUUCUCUCUCGCUCAGGCGUCAGUCGAGCUCCAGUCCGACCCUGCGAGAGAGCACUCUCAAUCAUGACUCGUCUGCCGCUACCACACCAUCCGAGAGAUCAUCGGGUCAGCACAAGAUCCGCUCGAGACUCAACAGUCUCGCCGUUUCGACUGCCAUGUCGGACAACACUGCACCCAGGCGGGCAGAGCAGACGAUCCAGGAGCAUCAGUCAGCAGAGCAGCCCGCCCGACACGUUCGUACCGGCGGCCUCUUCGACCAAUACUUCUCUACGCCCGUCUCGCCAUCAGAAGAGACCCCGGACCCCGUCAGCGCGUUUGGCCUGAUACCAGAGCUCAACAUUGCAUCGCGCCGCCUCGCGGCAGACGAGCAGGUGCCCGUAGCAGAUCCGAUGCAAAGUACAGAGCAGCAGCAACAGCUUGGCACCAAGAGAUAUCCCUCGCUUUCUAGCUUGUCCCUCAGUGCCGUCGGUCGAGCGUCGUCAGACGAGACUCGUAGACUCGCACUCGAAGCCAGCUCUGUCGGAUCCGAUGGGCGCAGAAGCCCCGGUCGGCCUGCUUUGACGCAGCAGGACGAAGAAGCGGACGGUCUCAUGCCACUUAGGCGAGUCUCGCCGGGCUACGACAGCAGCCCUUCCCCGGCUGCUCAUACGCCGCCACAGACUGGUUCGCCUGUCAGUCCGAGUCAGCUUGGCCAGAAUGCAUUCGUCUGGCAAAGUGGCAGACAGCAUCCACGCAGAUCGAGCUCAGGCAUAGGCUCCAAUGACUCGUCGGAUCGCAUCGCCCCCAGUCAAGGCUCGGGCGAUGCAGUAAGCUCCAGAUCCCGACAGGCCAGUCAUUCGCCUCAGCCCCAGCCAAGGUCACGCUUGCCGAGUGGCACAAGCAGGACGUUCAUCUGCCCGCCUAUGCUCGUACGACCACGUUCGCAGGCGCGGUCCGUUUCAACUUCGGAGCUUUCAUCGCAUGGUCAUUCCCCAGAUGAUCGCGAACCUGCCAUAGACUCGCAGCGAGACCGGACGCUCGACGUCAGCCCUGGCAGUAGUCCGCUGCCCGACCGAUCCCUGCCUUCGAUCGUUCUGAGUCAGCGCGCGUCAGUGUCUUCCCAAGGCUCUGUAUCGCCUGGCUCGACUGCGCACAGCGCAAUCGGCACCUUGAUUCAACGCAAACGUCGACAAGCUUCUUUGCCGUAUUACAAUGCGGUCAGUGCGCCGCACUCUAGACUACCGUCUAGGCCAGCAUCUCCCAACCAAAUACGGCUCGCCUCCGCGGCCAACUCGCCUUCGCUCAGCAGGCGGACAUCGGGUACCGGUGCGGAUGGGGAUCCUGCCGGACCGAGACCCAUCUUGCCAAAAAGGAUGCGUAGCCGACAUGGUACCAGAGCGGGCGAACUCUUGUCGGCCAAUCCGGCGCUCUCGCAAGUCUCGCCAUUGCUUGGCCCGGCCUAUACCUUCGAAGACGAGUUCGCAGAUUCAAGUCCUUGGAGUCGAGAAGGCGCUCGCUCUUUCGAUGGUCGAGGAGAAGUCAUCAUGACACCAACAACCGAAGAAUGGGCAGGCUUGGGAGGCAUGUUUGGCAAUGGCAGGAUCGCACAUUACGAGGGUGAUCAGCAUUUGUCAGCGAGUGACUCAUCGAGCGAGGAGGAGUACGCAGAUGUAGAAGAGGGUCCACGAACGCCAAGCUCCCAGAAAAGCUCGCAACCGCUGUCUGACUCGACCGCAACACCUCGAGCUCUGAUCCACAAGAGCUCCUCAUCCAGUAUAGGCCUGGUCAGUAACAAGGUUCGCAAAACGACAUCCAUGCGCGAACUGCACGUCGCGGCGAACCGAAGCCCGGUACAGCGGCUGACAAGUCGGCCGUCCCUCAGCAAACUCAGACUGGGCACGUUGCCUAGACCACCUAGCCCGUUACCACUCAGCGCACUCGGGCCUGCCGAUCCGCACGAAUACAGCGCAUGCACCAAGGCCAGGAAUAUCACGAGCUUUGCCGUGCAAGGUGAGACGGGCAAGGGCGCAUACGGCCUCGUCACGCGUGGUCGCGAGAGGGGCACGGACGGUCGGCCAACAGGACCGGACGUGGUCAUCAAGUACAUCAUCAAGCAGCGUAUCCUCGCAGAUUGCUGGAAGAAUCACCGUGUGCUUGGGCCUAUACCCGUCGAGAUCCAUGUGCUGGAUCACCUGAGACGCUUGCCUUACCAGCCCUCGCCUCUGGCCGAACGAAGAGCAGCAGUCGCCCGUCGCAAGUCUAUCCGAUCAGGCCAGCCCGUCGAACACGAAGCUCGCACAACCGGGCAUCCCAACAUUUGCAGCAUGCUCGACUUCUUCGAGGAUGCAGAGCAUUACUAUCUCGUCAUGCCGCGCUAUGGCGAUGGGCAGGAUCUAUUCGACUAUGUUGAUGCCAGGCCGGAAGGUCUGCCGUUGCGGGAGAUCCGUACUAUUCUAAGUCAGAUUGCCGAUGCGCUCGCGUAUCUGCACGAGCGUAUGAUCGUACAUCGUGACAUCAAGGACGAAAACGUUAUUCUCGACUCAGCUGGCAAUGUUCAGCUCAUCGACUUUGGCAGCGCUGCAUAUAUACGCGAGGGUAAAAAGUUUGAUACCUUUUCGGGCACAUUGGACUUUGCGGCUCCCGAAGUUCUGCGUGGAGAGCGAUACAGCGGCAAGGAGACCGAUAUCUGGGCGCUCGGCGUGCUCGGCUUUGUCCUUGUCUGCGGAGAAUGUCCUUUCUGGAAUAGCGAAGAAGCUGCGCAAGGACUUCUGGACGGUACGAGAGCAAGUGAAGCACUCAACCUGCGGCUCGCACGACGGCACUCGGGCAUGCCAGGAGCUGCACCGCUGGCAGUUGAUAUGUUCGACGCGCUGGAUCCAUUCCUACCGCCCACGCGGACGCCGUCCUCGCAAGGUCACAGCGUGCCAGAGCUCGAUUUUGACGAAGAUGGAGACGAAGACACACAAGAAGAUGAGCCGACAGACGACGAUCCUUCGAAAUGGCAGACGCUCGCCGGUAGCGGCUUACUUGCCGACGCGAUCGACGUCGUCCGUCGCUGCCUCGAGAUUGAUCCGGCAGCUAGACCGACUGCUACGCAGCUCUGCAGACAUCGAUUCUUUAUCGGUUCGCGAGACGGCUGGCGUGGUUCAAGGGGCUGGCAGGACGAAAGCUUCAGUACUAAGCAACCUAUGUGA